Molecule: messenger RNA, 1447 nt
Organism: Paramuricea clavata
Lineage: Eukaryota; Metazoa; Cnidaria; Anthozoa; Malacalcyonacea; Plexauridae
Source: the annotation of a GenBank genome assembly
AUGUCUACGAUCAGUUCUACAGUAGAAAAACUCAACGAACGCAUGACAAGCCUUGAAUCUGCGCGGGUCAAAGACACCGACAAUAUGGCAGCCGAACAAGAUGACACAAGUUGUCCUGAACCAACAGAUGUCUCAGAUCAGCUUUCUAUUGCUGUCCCACCGGACGCAGAGAUAGAAAGUUUUAGUCCAGUAAUCCUGGACCCCAAUUUUAGCCACAAAGUUGGCAACAUAACGAGCAAAUCGCUCACCCAAGGUCAUAACAAUGACACCACUUGUUUAUCAGAAAACAACAAUGGCGGAAAGAACCUUUCCGAAGUUGAGGCCCAGCCUAGCAGGAUAGUGCAAAACACUUACCGUUUGAUCCUGUGGCUGAAGCUCCUAGUUGGGAGCCUUCUACGGUAUUUAAAUAAUUUUUAGAGACGAAUUUUCGUCGCAGUCUCUCCUGAUCACAAAUUUUUAGUAUUUUUGGAAGAAACGUCUCUUCCUGAUUUAGACGUGUUUACAACGCCAAAACUUGAUAAACCUAUCGCGGAUCAAAUUCAAAAAAAUUAUAAAAAGUCGGUUGAAAACCGUGAUAAAGAACUGAUAAACGGGUUCAGAGACAUGUCCUAAACGUGGGGGCUCCAUUGACAGCCCUCCAUGCAUGAUCUGCUAGAAAGCAAACAAGAAUUAUCACAUGAUCAAAUGUUAAGCCUUGUUGAACGGGCCAUUUGUUUGCUAGGGAAUGCAGCAAAUUCCCUUUCGGUGUUGCGUAGAACUAAGAUUCUAUACGCUAUAAAUCCGGCAAAAAAAUUCGCUUGCAGAACCCCCUUUUCCAAACGCAGGAAAGCAGUUGUUUGGCGAGGACAUUACGAAAAUAACAGCUGAUAGUGCUGACAUUGUUAGAAAUCUACAAAAAACUGAAUCAACAGCACCCACAAACAUCUUCGUGGUCGAAAACACAAUUGAAAAAAUACUAAUCAAAAAACCAAAAUUUUCGCCCGACUCCCUUCGCCCCAAAUCACUACCCUCACCAGGCGAAGGGCAGAUUUCAAUUCCAGCAGCAGCCCUUUCGAGGCAAGCAAAACAACAGCUCCCACUAGCGGGGCGCCUUUCUUUCUUCAUAAAAAACUGGCUAAAUAUAACACAAGAUUCUACCAUUUUAGAAAUCGUUCAAGGUUAUCAAAUUCAAUUUCACAGUCCUCCUAUUCAAAAAACUGUUCCUCGCCCGUCGUUGCAAAAUUGCAAGUUAGUAAGCGAGGAAAUCGAAGCGUUGUUACACAAAGACGCGAUCAAGCGUGUACAUUUCAACGACCAAGCGUUCUAUCACAGAAUAUUUUUAGUUGCCAAAAAAGGUGGUGGUCAACGCCCAGUUUUAGAUCUAAGCCCUCUAAACAAAUUUAUCCAGACAGAACAUUUCAAAAUGGAAAAUCUCAUGACAAUAAAAUCCCACAAGGGGAUUAUAUGA